Messenger RNA from Chiroxiphia lanceolata (lance-tailed manakin), 1546 nucleotides. RefSeq lists its product as uncharacterized. The coding region runs from base 41 to 1393 and encodes 450 amino acids. The transcript is spliced from 10 exons. Gene Ontology annotation, cellular component: cytoplasm. The record is from RefSeq and is a predicted model, not a curated record. NCBI's taxonomy places the organism in Eukaryota, Metazoa, Chordata, Aves, Passeriformes, Pipridae.
GGAAGACCCUGGAGCUGCCCCAUCCCAGCACCUGGAGAAGAUGGAGCAGUUGCAUCCCCUGCAGGAAGAUCCAGGACGGGACCAGACACGAGAGCAGGACCGCGCCCGUGGCUGCUUCCGCAGGGCAGCACAGGCCUUUCUGAAAUUCUUGGGCGUUCGGCGUAACAGGACCACAACCAAACCAACUGAGGUCAUGGCACAGCCUGACCCCAGCCCGACUGAGCUCAAGGCAGACCCUGAUGUCACCACCGCGCUGACUGAUGGCACAGGAUGCUGUGAUACCCCAACGAUUGUUCACGCAACAAAGUCUGACCCUGCUUUGAGUGAUGCUACAACAGACCCUGACAGCCCAUCGAUGGAUCGCACUGCAACCCCUGACAUCCCGUUGAGCGAUGAACCAACAAACUCUGGCCCUGCACCGCCCGAUCUCACUGCGGAGGCCGAUGCUGCAAUGACCGAGGGCACUGCAGACACUGACCUCGUGCCCAGGGAGAGUGUGAAUUCUGCUCCCACUCCAGAUAUUUUUGAGGGGAAUGGUGUCUCCAGUCCAGAGCAAGUGCCAGCCUUCAUCAGGAAUGUGCACCAGAGACUGACAGCCAACGUGACUCCAGAAGAGAAGCUGCUGGCGGAGUUUCUGAGGGUGACUGAGGCACACCCUGCUGAUGUUGUGCUCACCCUCCUACGCUGUGCCCCAUCGUGUGACAGAGCUGCUGCAACCCUGUGGAAGAUCAUCGCCUCAUCAGGAAGGACAGUGGCAAAGGUGCUGCCAGAGCUGCUCCCCGUGAUGGAGGACUGGCCACUGCACAGCACGUCCACCUCUGACGGGGACAAAACACAUGUCUUUGCCCUGGCUGCAACCAGGGUGAUUUGGGAGAUUCUCCAGAUGCUCCAGGGCCCAGAGCCAUUGAGAAAGUAUUCCCCCCGUCUCCUCGUGGAUCUGCUCUUCCAGAUUUCCAUCAGCCCAGAGCAGAUGCCAGAGGAAGUUGACACCUUGUGGAGGGAAUGCCAGAAGCAAUACGACCUUCCAACAGACUCCAAGAGGUUUGCAGUGCUGACCCUCAAAGCCCUGCUUCAUCUGGAGUGUGAAGGUGUCGUGCUUUCAAUGGAACGGAAGCGUGGCUGGGACACGCUCCUCAGCGCCGACACCCACCACUACGCAGUGGGUCUGCUGGCCAGGGAGAUGCUCCGUGCCUCGAGCCCCUUGUAUUACCGGAUUGCCCGCUGCCUGCUGAGGCUGCUCACCAGGGAAAAGACCUCCUGGGAGCUCCCUGCCAUGGCAUUCCUUGUGGAGGUCCUGGACUACCUGGACAUGACUGAAUGGAGCGACAGCAUCCUGGAGGUCCUUUCAAGGCACCUGUGGAGCGAGCGCCCAGAGAUGCGUCGCCUGUGCUGAGAAGCCUCGUGGUGCUGAGCAAGGAUCCUGUGAUGGCUGACGGCAUGUGGAGCCUGACACAGAGCCUCAUGGACGUACUGUGGGAUACAGACGGAGACUUGGUCUGGGCGACCCUCACUGUAUUCAUCAAUGAAGUCCAGGACAGAGACAUCC